AUGCCAAGAGUACAAUUAAACUCAUUAACUAAAUACUUUCACCAUUACACUAGAAAAGUAAAUGUAAAUGAUCUAAACUAUAUGAAUCAUCUUGAUCAUGCAUCAGUGUUGAAUAUUAUUCAUGAGGCAAGAGUAGAAACAUUGAAAACAGUUGGAAUAACAGAAAGAAAUCUAAUACCAUCGUUGACAGGUGAUAAGCGAGUCAAUAUGUUUAUAGCAGAUAUCAAUGUUCAAUUUCAAAACCAAGAGCCUCGCAUGUUUGACGAGUUGGUGAUUGAGAGUGGAUUCACAGAGAGAACAAGAACUGGAUUUAGAAUGAACCAUCGUAUUAGACGUCUAGUACCAAUUGGUAGCAACGAUUUUCCACAAAACAUCGAACAAACCGAACCAUUGGAUAAACCAUCGUUCCAUCACAUCAAAGACCAACCAACAGGUACUACAUUUCAACCUUUUGCAUUGGUAGAGGUUGGUGUUGUCGCAGUCGAUACACUUACCAAACAACCAGUUGAAUUACCAAGCUCAUUCUUUGAUCGAUUAGGUUUUGUUCAUACCACCCCUACAUCACCAACUACUGAUCAAACAGUCAACAAAAAUCAUCUAUUAGAUAAACAUAAUUAUCCAUUGAAUUAA
Molecule: messenger RNA, 630 nt
Organism: Cavenderia fasciculata
Lineage: Eukaryota; Evosea; Eumycetozoa; Acytosteliales; Cavenderiaceae
Exons: 3
Coding region: 1-630 (209 amino acids)
Molecular function (GO): fatty acyl-CoA hydrolase activity
Source: RefSeq, a predicted model, not a curated record